Molecule: messenger RNA, 779 nt
Organism: Chanos chanos (milkfish)
Lineage: Eukaryota; Metazoa; Chordata; Actinopteri; Gonorynchiformes; Chanidae
Exons: 4
Coding region: 45-764 (239 amino acids)
Source: RefSeq, a predicted model, not a curated record
CGCGCCGGCCAGAUCCAAGUGCUCUUGUCCACACACUGCGUGAUAUGAUUGGAAGUCACGGGCUCAGGGAUGAGCUUACUGCUGGAGGUCUGUUGAAGGACUAUCUCCAUGUUCUUAGAGAUAUGCAGAUGCAGCUGACUGCUGCUCUAGAGUUCUUGAAGCCACACAUUGAUUUGUUGGAAAGCCUUGUUGAGGGUCCCAUGAAAGCAGAGAACUGUACCAUGGGCACAGGACCCAGUCAUAUGGAGAAAACACCAAAGUCCAAAAACACACCGUGUCCCUACAGCAGUCAGAGUCAAGAACCAGUCUCCAGAGGGGCAACAGCUUGUCCUGCGAUUGCGGGUGACCACCAACACACAUUUUCACAACAUCCCAGCGAAUCAAACAGCGUAAAAGUCCACAUACAUGUCUAUGGAGAAACCCUUGGAGCUCACAAAGCAGUGCUGGCAAGGCUGCCCAUACAGGAGAGCAGCAGAGAGGACUGCAGGCUGAUUCUGGUCUUUUGUCCGGUGGUGUCGCGAGUUGGAACUGACAUUGAAGUGGCUCUAAAGGACGUCCCAGCUAAUAAAGGGGUCAUUCUGAUAGUGAUGCACCACACCUUUGACCAAAACUAUACCACAAAUCCACGGAUACCACAGUCCUCUGCAACAAUAGUGCAAAGUGUGAAUAUAUUGUUUCAUGAAUCAAGAGGUGGUGUAUUCCAAUGUGGAGCAAAUGAACAAGCUAUUACUCAGCUAAAGACAGCUUUGAGCCAAUACAUUUGAGACAUUUUCCUCUGA